AUGAAACGAAAUAGCUUGAAAAUCUGCAGCCGCUGCAUUGGUCGAGACAGGAAGAAAGCCCUCGACGAGCCCUACUUCUUCAGCGCUGCGAAUAACCUCGACUUUGGGGAAGUCCCCGGCAAUCUACCCGAUCUAACGAUGGUUGAGGAGAUGCUUAUUGCUAGGAUUCACGUACACGUCAAGGUCCUACAAGUGCGUGGCGCUCAAUACAAAUAUCGCGGCCACGUUAUCCACUUUCUUCGCAACAUUGGUAGGCUAUUUGAAGAGCUCCCAGUGCUACCGAAGGAGCUAGAUAUCGUGCUCCUACGGCCUCCUAAUAUGGAAGGCGACCCUCGCUUCCAGCAACAGUUUGCUCGCGAUUUCCGGCGCCACCACCCGGGCUAUCGCGAUAUCGUCAUCCCACAAGGCCCUGUUGAGGAGGCCUUGGAAGAGGAUCCCUGCGAUGCGGACGCAUCAGCGAUCCCGAACUUGCAGGUUACCGAUACCGAAUUAAACGCCCUGCAGUCCCGAGUCCUUGAUGUUGCCCUGACUCUGAGCAUGCCAUUGCCAUCCAUUCGCAGGACCCCUAUCGACGAAUUCAACCGUUCCCAGCCGCUGUUAUCGCUUGCGUUCCCUACCCUCUACCCUGACGGCAAGGCCGACUUCGUGGAGCCUCGCCUACGGAGCAUCACGUACCAGGACUACCUUGGCCAUGCGAUGAGAUGGCAUGACGGACGUUUUGCCCGCCAUAAAACGUGGCCUUUCGUCGCCCUCAACACGCUGCUACAGGAAGCGAUGGCUGAGCCUGAUGAGCCAGAGGCUCAGGACCUGAUCCAGUCGAUCACGCGCCAAGCCGCGACCUGGCCUUUCGUUACUGCAAGUGCGGCCGAUUACCACUGGGAAUCACUAUAUCGUCACAUGCCUCGAUUCCAAGAGUGGAAAGCAGCUCCUGAGGCGGCGCGCAUGGUCCUGUCCCGGCAACUACUGCGAGACAACGCCCACAUCGCCGCCUACCACUUCUACAAGCGUUAUACGCUUCUUACGACUAUUGUCCUGAAGCAGAAGUUCAACCUAACGGACCUUUGGGGCCGCUAUGAGUGGCAGGGCAGGGGGUCCAGUCACCACCAUGGCCUAUAUUGGUUAAGUGGCCACCCAGACUUGGAUCCUGACGAUAAUCGAUCCCGGGAGCGAUUUGCCCGUAUCUGGGGAUAUCACGUAUCUGCCGUUAACCCAGAGCCUCAUCGAAUACAGCACUGGACCUUUAGGGGUGGGAGGAACGAUGGCCAGAUUAACCACUACAACCGCUUGCUUACCGUUGCAUGGCUAGCCAAUACAGAUGUCUCUCCCUGCACGAGCCUCCAGCAGGUGAUCGAUUACGCAGCCAAAUACUGCUCCAAGUCAGAAAAGAAGAGCGAGUCUUUUGCCCAGAUUGGGAAGGCGCUGAUGCCCCGGGUCAAGGACCACAACCCCCUGAUUUCUUUCACGUCAAAGCUCCUGAAUCAGCUAGUUGCUGAACGGGAUUACUCGAAGCAGGAGGUUAGCCACUUCCUCGGCCUGCCGUUACAGGAGGGCUCACGAAUCUGCCUAUACGUUGACUGCCGUCAUCCUGACAGACAUUCCCGCUCCUUACGCAUUGACGGCGAUGAGGUUGACGAGGCCCCAACGUCUACGAAAAAGACCCUUCCGCAUGGAAGCAAUGGCGGCCAGGCAACGUUAACGGCAGGCCCCGCCAGCAGUGGCCAGAUUAUUGCCGUGCCUUCUCCUAUUGUUGGCAGCAUCACAAUCAUGGUGAUGACCAUUACGGCCAGCCAAAAGAGGCUCGAUUACAGCCUCAAGAUGAUCAAUAUGAGGCUCUGCCUGUGGGGAAGAAUUUGA
Messenger RNA from Hirsutella rhossiliensis, 1854 nucleotides. RefSeq names its product ATP-dependent DNA helicase PIF1. The transcript has 10 exons. NCBI's taxonomy places the organism in Eukaryota, Fungi, Ascomycota, Sordariomycetes, Hypocreales, Ophiocordycipitaceae. Bases 1 to 1854 code for a protein of 617 amino acids. The record is from RefSeq and is a predicted model, not a curated record.